Messenger RNA from Cyprinus carpio (common carp), 2475 nucleotides. Its product is annotated as Golgi-associated kinase 1B-like. Gene Ontology annotation, cellular component: Golgi apparatus. The record is from RefSeq and is a predicted model, not a curated record. Lineage: Eukaryota; Metazoa; Chordata; Actinopteri; Cypriniformes; Cyprinidae.
UCCAGCCUGAGACAGUUAGCUGAAUUAAAAGGGUCUCCCAGCUGGGCCAAGCUAGUGGUCAGAUGGUUUAGGUCAGACAUAUGCUCCCUGUGAGACCAGCUGAAAAGUGUCAAAAACCCUUCUGAAACUUGUUUUCCAGCAAGAGUGGAACUUGAGAAGCUCUCACCCCACUAAGAAAAUAAACAUAAAACAUAUAGAUACAACAUAAACCAGUCUUAUCUGGUUUGAGGGCCAGCUAAGAAACAAACAAAAAUCCAUAUUACAUGGAAAAUGUGACUAUUACAGCGUUUUAGUCUCUCGCGCUUGCACUGUAGAUGGUGUAAGUACAAGCGACAUUCUUUUCCAUUUGGGACUGUUGUCUCAGCUGAUCCGGCAUCGGGACAAUUGUCUCAUUCAUGCUGGAGCUGUGACGCUGCGCGGAUCAUCUGGAGCUCCUGUGUGCCAUCAACACGAAAACAAAACGAACACCAUUCCAACGUGGAUAACAGAAAAUCGACUUAAUCAUGCGCAGACACUCGUACAAAUGGAUACGCAUUCGACGCGUCCUGGAAAUGUCGGGGACACUUUGAUUUAUUUGUCCGUGUCGUUUUUGAAAGUCUGCAACUGUUGGAAAUAUUCUGCUGUUAGGAAGUAUUUGAUUGUUGCUUUUGUGUGUUUUGUUUAUUUGUUUUUCACCGUUCAUGUUAGUCGCGCGUCUACUCGCCAGGACAAACGUCCUGGUGUGUGGACUGGAAAUAGUGUUUAUUCUCAGAGUAAAACUGACCAAGAUCACGCUGAUGGGGAGGUGAAUGAAUCUGUGAGCCCGACUAGGUCUAAUGUGGUGUAUAUAACGCUCAAAUCUAAGCGACACAAACCGGCCAUCAUCAGGGGCACAGUGCGACCCAAACUCCGGAGAAAGAAAGUUAAAGUGAGACAGCAGGGUGGCACGCAGGACAAAGUGAAGGACGCGGGACACAAAAACACCGUUAACCCACGACUGGGAUAUUCUGAGAUUGAUGGCAGUGACAUUGGCUAUUCAUCCAUAAGGAUAUACAGUGAAAGAGCUCCGCCAUGGUUCAGCAAUGACGAUAUCACUACCAUGCGCUUUCUAGCCGACAGUAAAAUUACGCAAAUUGAUAAAGUGGCACCUCGGGGCUUUUCUUCUUUAAUUUUGUUUAAAAGUGCGAUAAAUGGCACGGACGAUGUUGAUGAGUGUCGUAAAAGUUGCGGUAUUGUCAAGCGACCCUUGGACAUGAGUGAGGUGUUCGCCUUUCAUCUGGACAGGAUUUUGGGACUGAACAGAACUUUGCCAGCUGUCAGCAGACGAUUCCACUCUCUUGGAGAUGGUCAGCCUUGUCCAGUGGUUUUGUGGGAUCCUUCUUUAAGCCCAGUAGUAGACCAACCCUCUGAGAAGUUGAACUGGGGCUCAUACCAAACCUCUCUCAAACACAAGUGCUGGCAUGGGGGCGUCAUACCUAAACCAGAGUGGAGCUGCACCAGCAUCCACCACCACGAAUGGAGCAAGCUUGUAGUCUUUGAUUUCCUCCUUCAGAUUUAUGAACAUCUUGAUAAAAACUGCUGUGGAUUCAAGCCUCGCCCAGAGGACACCUGUGUUGAGCUUGGUCACCAUGAAGAAUGUAGAGACAAGGACGGCAUAGAGCUGACACACAUAAUCCACCGUAAACAUGACCCACAUCACCUGGUUUUCUUCAACAACAAGGGCUACUUUGACCGAGAUGAGGGGAAUCUGAACUUCAGGCUACUAGAGGGAAUCAAAGAGCUACCAGAUCAGUCUGUGUCAGUGUUGAGAUCUCAGCGUCUCAGGGAAAAGCUCCUGCAAUCGCUGUUUCUCGACCAGCAGUACUGGGACAGUCAGGGUGGCCGUCAAGGCAUUGAAAAACUCAUUGAUGUGAUUGAGAGAAGAGCCAAAGUCUUGCUCACAUACAUUAAUGCCCAUGGGAUUAAAGUAGUACCUAUGAACUCUUGACAAAUGGAGCUUAAGCUUUCGAUGUGUAAGACGAACCACCAUCCUUUUGGUUUCCAAUGAAUGUUGAUGUUUUCGACAGAUUAGUAUUCCAAUGAAGACCUGCUGAAAUCUAUGCACUACAUGCACUACAGAAAUUAAAAAGCACUUUGUGGUGUUGUAAGCGCUGCUCCCAUUUAAGACAAGAUGAAAUUAUAGUUCCUUAAAUGCUCUACCUAGAGACCAGGGCUAUUUUUUGGCACCACUGACAUUCCACAAGUUAAAGGCACUGUAAGUGAUAUGAUCUGUUUAGUUAACUUCCACCAGCCUUAGCUUCUGAAUUUGUCUGCCUCUUAUGUCCAAAAUCCCACCCACUAAUGACAUAUCAGCAAACCUGAUGUACAUAAGCAAUCCAAAUGCUCAAACUGAGUCCUUUGGUUAGUUACAGUUACAGUCUGUUUUAAAGGGGUGAUAUGAUGUUGCUAAAAAGAAAAUUAUUUUGUCUAUUUGGUGUAAUGCAAUGUGUUUAUGGA